GUAGUAUAGUAGACUCCCCCCUUACGCGCUCCGGCGGCAUCUGCGCCCCCUCCCUCCUUGGUCCUUGGUACUACUAGGUAUAACAACAGCGGCUGGGCUGUCCUCAGCCCUAUGAAGACUCAUACGGCCUUGGAAUACGGCGUGUUCUAUACGGCGUAUUCUGUCCGGCCCCGCUAUUAUGCACUGUUGCAAUUUGCCUUCUAGUUGUUAUGCCACUCGAUAUUCUGAUAUCACGGUGAGUGGAGUCCGCCAGUAAGUCGUGAGUGUAGACAACUGUAAGUAAUAAAUAAUAUAUAUAUUCGCUCCCUUGUCGGAUUUCGGUCUAUAUUCCUUUACUCUAGGUACCUCCCCAUCUCAUUCUCGACUCAAUAAAACCCGUCGACCCCCAUCUUGGCUCCUUUGUGCUUCCGGCCCGCCCAUCAUGGUCUCUCGCAACGUCUUACGACUUUCCUUCGCAGCCUUCGCGGCUUUAGCCUAUGCGAAUCCCUAUCCGAGAGCGGCAACGCUUUCGUGGAGUCCUUGUAACGGGACCGAAGUGCCCGGCCAGGUUCCCGCAGAGUGUAGUACUCUUGAGGUCCCUCUCGAUUACACCGAGCCCGGUGAGACUCAUGUCCUCGAUCUUGUCCGGGUCCCGGCGCCGAUACAACCUUCGAAGGGCAGUAUUAUUCUCAACUUCGGCGGCCCAGGGGGGACUGGGCGAGAUGUCGUCGUUCAACUGGCGACAGUGUUACAAGCGCUCUCGGGGCGUCAGUAUGAUCUUCUGUCCUUUGACCCGCGUGGAACUUCUGGCUCCCGGCUUCAAUUCAACUGCCUCGACAACGACUUCGACGGGUUGUCCUUAGUAUUGGGCCUAUCUCCCGCUAACGAGUCAGAAGGGAGCUUGGGGAGAAUCUGGGCGCAGGGAACGAUAACGGCUGAUACCUGUCUAAGGACUCAAAACAAGACGGGAAGUCUCAUUAGCACCGCAUUUACCGCAAGAGAUAUCAUGCAAAUAGUGGAUGCGCUGCAGGAAGAUGGCAUGCUAAGAUACUGGGGAUUUUCCUAUGGUACAACCUUAGGGGCAACUAUCGCUGCCAUGUUCCCGGAUAGAGUCGAGCGGAUGGUACUGGAUGGUGUCCAAAACCCCCACCAGUACUAUCGUCAGCAAGUUGAGCCCGAGGCGCGGACAGACGCCGAUGCUGCAUUUUCCGCCAUAUUUACAGGCUGCGUUGCGGCUCCAAACAAGUGUGCCUUGGCCAGAGAUAACAGAACUGCUGCCGAGCUUGAGAGAGAGGUCCUAGACUUCUUCGAGGCUGUCAAGCUCCGCCCACUGGUCGUCCAGGGCGCCAUCCUGGAUUACACUGCCAUAAAGAGCUACUUUGUCGGAUCCCUUUACGAUAGUUCAGGCUGGCCUGCACUCUCUGGACUGGUUGACACGAUACUAACCGGACAAUAUGAGAGUUCGUCUGGUGUUCCAACUGAUCCUACCCCUAUCCGUCAGACUAUUAUUCUGGUACAGGCGUUAGCCGGUAUCCGUUGUAGCGAUAGUGAGGUGCGGACCGAGACAUUUGAGGAUUUUGCUCUAGCUGUUCAGUCGAUGUAUGAAUCGAGCAAUAUCAUGGGAGAUAUGCUAAGCGUAUACGCUACUUGCUCGCAAUGGAAAAUUGAGCCUAAAGAACGGUACACAGGCGAUUUUAACGUGGAUACAAAGAACCCAGUCCUCUUCAUCGGCAAUACUUUCGAUGGGCUAACGCCCCUGGUCUCGGCUAAGAACGUCAGCUCCACCUUCAAAGGCAGUGCUGUCCUGGAGGUCAACGGAUAUGGUCAUUCCUCUCUUGUUAUCCCUUCGACGUGCUCCCUUAACAAGACUUCCACCUACUGGUUGGGUGGAACCCUGCCUGAGAAGGAUGACCUGUUUUGCGAAUCCGAUGCUCCCCUGUACUCGGGGGUCACUUGGGAGGAGAUUAUCGACAAGUACUACGGUGCCAACAGCACGACACGCUCCAAGCGCACUCCUUUCAAGCGUAGUAUCCCCGUUUCGCCUAAGAUAGGGUACCCCAUCGUCCCUCACCCCGUCAACCUCCCUUGGUAAUUCGAUGGAACCGGUAUAGUAAAUCGUUGAUACAGCCAAACCAUCUCCAUUCGUUUACCUAUCCCUUUUGCCACUCGAUGGGUGUGCUACUCUGUUGCCGAGCUUGUAAUAUUAGUUCGGGUUAGAUAGAGUAUGGUUGACAGGAGAAACAUUAUAGACAAUUUGGCGAUUUGUCAAGCGAUCAGCAACCAAGUCCUAUGCCGUACGUUGCCUUCGGCUGUCAAUACUAGCAAGAGGCUCCUUAGCACCUGCACCCAAUCCGCUGCCCAUUGAUAUAUAUUAUCAUCUACGGGUAUUGUCU
Molecule: messenger RNA, 2372 nt
Organism: Durotheca rogersii
Lineage: Eukaryota; Fungi; Ascomycota; Sordariomycetes; Xylariales; Xylariaceae
Product: alpha/beta-hydrolase
Exons: 5
Coding region: 422-2071 (549 amino acids)
Source: RefSeq, a predicted model, not a curated record